This is a messenger RNA of Blumeria graminis f. sp. triticale, 156 nucleotides long. Lineage: Eukaryota; Fungi; Ascomycota; Leotiomycetes; Helotiales; Erysiphaceae. The record is from the annotation of a GenBank genome assembly.
AUGGUAGUUUGGAGUAAAGAUUGUUGCUCCUCAGUCAUACGUAACGUUAAAGUGGAUAACAGUCACAUAGGCAGCUGUAGUGGGCCUUUUUAUGGCGGCGCGGCGUCUUUCUCUAGACAAAGACACGAAAAGCUUGUUAGUCGUUUGGAGGAGUAG